This is a messenger RNA of Penicillium brevicompactum, 522 nucleotides long. Its product is annotated as DUF4149 domain-containing protein. The transcript has 4 exons. Lineage: Eukaryota; Fungi; Ascomycota; Eurotiomycetes; Eurotiales; Aspergillaceae. Bases 1 to 522 code for a protein of 173 amino acids. The record is from RefSeq and is a predicted model, not a curated record.
AUGACGGACCCUCGCCCAUACCACAUCCUGAGCUACGGCACCCUCCUCGGAACCCAGUUCUACCAGUCAUUUGUUGGUGGAUUCGUGGCCUUCCGCGCUCUCCCGCGGCCUCAGUUUGCUAGCCUCCAGACCGCCAUUUUCCCCAUCUACUUCUCGCUCCAGACUGCGCUUCCAGUAGUCGUUGCGUUGACUGCAUCCCGCGGCGGGGAAGCCCUCGGUCUUUCGGGCCUUACAGCGCCCGAGAACCGCCUCAACACUCUCCUACCCAUGGCAACUGUGGCUGUGACUGGGCUGGUGAAUAUGUUUGUCUUGCGUCCCAUCACCGUCAACGUGAUGCGCGAGCGCAAGCACCAAGAAACCCGCGAUGGCAAGCGGAGCUACGACCCUGCGCCUCACUCCAAGGAGAUGCUUGCCUUGAACAAGAAGUUUGGCCGUGUGCACGGCAUCUCUAGCUUGGUCAACCUUCUUAGCUUGGUUGCCACUGUCUGGUACGGUGCUGUCUUGAGCAAGCGACUUCAGUAA